This is a messenger RNA of Marmota monax (woodchuck), 2194 nucleotides long. RefSeq names its product kinesin family member 22 (gene Kif22). The transcript has 14 exons. The coding region runs from base 100 to 2094 and encodes 664 amino acids. The record is from RefSeq and is a predicted model, not a curated record. Gene Ontology annotation, molecular function: ATP binding; microtubule motor activity; DNA binding. Gene Ontology annotation, biological process: microtubule-based movement; DNA repair; mitotic spindle organization. Lineage: Eukaryota; Metazoa; Chordata; Mammalia; Rodentia; Sciuridae.
GGCUUCCGGCAGCGAGUAGCCGUGAUUGGUGGAUCCUGGGAGAGGGGCGGGUCAUCGGGCAAUUCGAAUGGGAGAGGCGGGCCCGAAGGAGGGAGUGGAAUGGUUGCUGGGUCCUCCUUGCUGCUGAGGCGACGCGAGAUGGCGGCGGCUACCUCAGGAGCUGGUCGCUGUCGGCUAAGCAAGAUGGGGUCUGGCCGGCGCCCACCUCCAGCUCGAGUAAGGGUGGCUGUGCGGCUGCGGCCAUUUGUGGAUGGAACAUCUGGAACAAGUGAAUCCCCCUGUGUGCGAGGCAUAGAUAGCUGCUCUCUUGAGGUUGCCAACUGGAGGAACUACCAAGAGACUCUAAAAUACCAAUUUGAUGCCUUCUAUGGGGAGAAGAGCUCUCAGCAGGACAUCUAUGCAGGCUCAGUGCAGCCCAUCCUGAGGCACUUGCUAGAAGGACAGAAUGCCAGUGUGCUUGCCUAUGGACCUACUGGGGCAGGGAAGACUCACACAAUGCUGGGUAGCCCAGAGCUACCUGGAGUGAUUCCCCGGGCUCUCGUGGACCUCCUACAGAUGACAAGGGAGGAAGGUGCUGAGGGCCGGCCAUGGGCCCUCUCUGUUACUAUGUCCUACUUAGAGAUCUACCAGGAAAAGGUAUUAGACCUCUUGGACCCUGCAUCAGGAGACCUGGUGAUCCGAGAAGACUGUAGAGGAAACAUCCUGAUUCCAGGCCUCACACAGAAACCCAUCACUAGCUUUGCUGAUUUUGAGCGGCACUUCCUGCCAGCCAGUAGAAAUCGGACUGUAGGAGCCACCCGUCUCAACCAGCGUUCUUCCCGCAGUCAUGCCGUGCUCCUGGUUAAGGUGGAUCAGAGGGAACGUUUGGCCCCAUUUCGGCAGCGGGAGGGAAAACUCUAUCUGAUUGAUUUGGCUGGCUCAGAGGACAACCGGCGCACAGGCAACCAGGGUCUACGGCUCAAAGAGAGUGGAGCCAUCAACACCUCCCUGUUUGUACUGGGCAAGGUGGUGGAUGCGCUGAACCAGGGCCUUCCUCGUGUACCCUACCGGGACAGCAAGCUUACUCGCCUGUUGCAGGACUCUCUGGGUGGCUCUGCCCACAGCAUACUCAUUGCCAACAUUGCCCCUGAGAGACGCUUCUACCUAGAUACAGUCUCUGCACUCAACUUUGCUGCUAGGUCCAAGGAGGUCAUCAACCGGCCUUUCACCAAUGAGAGCCUACAGCUUCAUGUCUUGGCACCUGUUAAGCCGUCUCAGAAAGAACUGCUAGGCCCAUCAGAGGUGAAGCAAGCCCAAGGUUCUGAGGAAGAGGAGAUUAGAAGCCCUGAGCCCACAGUAGCUCCAGUCUCUGCCUCCCAGAAACUCAGCCCCCUGCAGAAGCUAAGCAGCAUGGAUCCAGCCAUGCUGGAACGCCUCCUGAGCCUGGACCGCCUGCUGGGUUCCCACGGGACCCAAGGGACCCCUCUGCUGAAUACCCCAAAGCGGGAGCGGAUGGUGCUCAUUAAGACAGUGGAGGAGAAGGACUUGGAGAUUGAGAGGCUUAAGAUGAAGCAAAAAGAACUGGAGGCCAAGGUGCUGGCUCAGGAGGCCUCAGACGCAAAGGAGAAGGAGAACUGCUCUCUCACAAUGCUCCGACCCCUUCCCCGUCGCACAGUCACAACAGCAAAACCCCUGAAAAAGGCUGUGGUGAUGCCCCUACAACUCAUUCAGGAACAGGCAGCAUCCCCAAGUGCUGAGAUCCAUGUCCUAAAGAAGAAAGGCCAGAAGAGAAAGCUGGAGUCCUUGGAUGCCUCAGAGACCCAGGAGAAGGCUGAGGACUGCUGGGAGCUACAGAUCAGCCCAGAGCUGCUGGCCCAUGGGCGCCAAAAAAUACUUGAUCUGCUGAACGAAGGCUCAGCUCGGGAUCUGCGCAGCCUGCAGCGCAUUGGCCAGAAGAAGGCCCAGCUCAUCGUGGGCUGGAGGGAGCUCCAUGGCCCCUUUACUCAGGUGGAGGACCUGGAACGCGUGGAGGGCAUCUCCGGGAAACAGAUGGAGUCGUUCCUGAAGGCGAACAUCCUGGGCCUGGCCGCCGGCCAGCGCUGUGGUCCCUCCUGACAGCCAACUCCUCACGCUGCCUUUUAUAUAUAUAUAUAUAUAUAUAUAAUUUUAAGUCCUUGUAUCACCGCGUGUUGUAAAUACAGCUUUUCCUCCCGUG